This is a messenger RNA of Entamoeba dispar SAW760, 369 nucleotides long. Its product is annotated as elongation factor 1-delta, putative. The transcript has a single exon. The record is from RefSeq and is a predicted model, not a curated record. Lineage: Eukaryota; Evosea; Mastigamoebida; Endamoebidae. Gene Ontology annotation, biological process: translational elongation. Gene Ontology annotation, cellular component: cytosol. Bases 1 to 369 code for a protein of 122 amino acids. Gene Ontology annotation, molecular function: guanyl-nucleotide exchange factor activity; translation elongation factor activity.
AUGGCUGACGAUAUGGACUUAUUUGGAGAAAUGACCCCAGAAGAAAUUGAGGCUGAAAAGAAAAGAAAGGAAGCUAAAGAAGCUGCUAAGAAAGCUGAACCAGUUGGACAAUCUCAAAUUGUUUAUGAUAUUAAACCAUGGGGAGAAGAUACAAACCUUGAAGAAAUGGAAGCAGCAGUUAGAGCUAUUACUAGAGAAGGACUUGAAUGGAAAGGAUCAGAAAGAAAAGACGUUGCAUAUGGUAUUAAGAAACUUACUAUUAUUUGCAAUGUUUUAGAUUCAGUUGAUACUGAGUCUGUUCAAGAAGAAAUUGAAGGACUUGAGGACUAUGUCCAAUCAGUUGACAUUGUCUCCUUUAACAAGCUUUAA